AUGAUUCCCGACAAUAAGAAGAUCCAGUCUAUCGAACGGACGUCAUCUGUUCACACGUCACAGUCAACUCUGAUGUCUCGGGAAACGAUUUCCGAAAAAAAGCAGAUCCAGUUUAUCAAGUGGACAAAACCUGCAGCGCACCAAACACUACCUCAACAAGUGAUAACAUUCUUAAGAAAUGAAUUGAUACUCGGCAAACAUGUUGACCACAUUUCUGCGUCUCUUCUAAUAUGGAUGAAAACGAACAAACACGAGAUAAAUGAAAUAGUAAAGCUAAUAGAUAAGUACACGGUAAAUUCUGCUAAAAAGGACUCGGACGAGCAGGAUGCCAGUAUUCGAUGGCUACUUGGUUUCAUCUAUCAGUACGGCGUAGGAACCGAUGAAGAUGAAAUAGAUGCGUAUGAUUAUUACAAGGAAUCAGGCAACACAUAUAAUUAUUUAGGAUUAUAUUCACUUGGCCGUUGUUACCAGACAGGUUAUGGUGCUAUAGAAAAGACCGAAAUGGCCAAAAGGUUUUAUAUGAGGUCAGCCGCUCAAGGAUUUACACCGGCAAUAUACAACCUGGUCGAUAUGUAUGCGUCCGAAGGAGACGACGAGCGGGCGUUCAUGCUAUUAAAGCAGACAGCGGAUCAGGGUGAUUCAACUGCUCUAUGCAAGCUCUCGAGUUGGUAUUCUCGCGGAAGAGGGGUAGCGAAAAGUGAAGCCCAAGCAAUAAAUUGUCUUGAGAAAGCAGUUGAUUUGGGCAACCCUAUAGCGAUGUGCGAAUUUGGCGUGCGUCUUCUAUAUGGUCAAGGUGUUGCGUCAGACGAACGGAGGGCCAUCAGUUUGUUUAGGUUGGCAUCUGUUUUUGAGAUUGAUACCGCAUAUGAAAAUCUGGCUCGCAUUUAG
Molecule: messenger RNA, 888 nt
Organism: Paraglomus brasilianum
Lineage: Eukaryota; Fungi; Glomeromycota; Glomeromycetes; Paraglomerales; Paraglomeraceae
Source: the annotation of a GenBank genome assembly